AUGCCCGCCCAGUCUCUCAUCCUCUACUGGCCAGCUGUCCUCCAGCUGCAGGUCUGGCGCCUCAUCACGACCUUCACCUACUUCGGUUCUGUCGGUCACAACAUGUUGAUGGAGACUGUCUUCAUGCUCAACUACUCCAAGUCCAUGGAGACUCUUUACGACGGCAAGAGAGCUCAGUACCUCUGGCAUCUCCUGCUCAAUGGGGUUGCGCUCAUGCUGCUCAACACGCUGGUGGGGCUGCUGGGCGUGGGGAUGGACCAGGAGGACGGGACUAAGAUCCCGGGGCUGCCGUUCCUGGCGCAGCCGCUGCUCUACUCCAUCGUGUGGAUGUGGGCCAGACGAAACCCCGAGACUCAGAUGAGCGUCUUCGGCUUCUUUAAUGUCAAGGCUGUCUACUUCCCUUGGUUUCUUCUCGCUUAUCACUGCGUGAUGGGCGGAGGGCUCAACAUCUUCUACCUCAUGGGCUUUGCGGUUGGGCACUUGUUCCACUUCCUCAGCAAUAUGCAUCCUUACACGCAGAAGCUGAGGUGA
Molecule: messenger RNA, 531 nt
Organism: Guillardia theta CCMP2712
Lineage: Eukaryota; Cryptophyceae; Pyrenomonadales; Geminigeraceae
Gene: DER1-1
Product: DER1-like protein
Exons: 6
Coding region: 1-531 (176 amino acids)
Biological process (GO): endoplasmic reticulum unfolded protein response
Cellular component (GO): endoplasmic reticulum membrane; Hrd1p ubiquitin ligase ERAD-L complex
Molecular function (GO): ubiquitin-specific protease binding; misfolded protein binding
Source: RefSeq, a predicted model, not a curated record